CAGUACUCGAUGUUAUUUAUUCGCCGCGCGAGCCGCCGGCCGGAGGUCGCUCGUGGAGUGUUGCGGGGCCGGCUUCCCCCGUCCCGUGUUGAUAUCGUAUCCGCCGGUGUUCUAAGUGAUUAUUAUGAGCGACAGGGACAGGUCGUCACCCUCCCUCACGGACACCCCGCUGAAGACGUACAUAGGCCGGCACGACGACGACUACCCAUUGAUAAACGGAAACGAUUUCCUAAGUCACGGGGCUAGUUUCAACAAAAAAUACGGCAAAUCGGUGAACAGUAAAGAUGUGCUGGAGGACAAGAAGGAUGACAGCGAACUGUGGGAAGCUCAAGCCGCUUUCCUCGGGCCAAACCUUUGGGACAAGACCCUGCCCUACGACCCCGACCUCAAGGUACAAGAAUAUGUGGACCUAGACGAGUUCCUGUCGGAGAAUGGCAUGCCGGGCGAGGGUUUGGGCGGCGCGCACUUGGGCGGCACGGCCUUCGGCUCCGGCGCGGGCCUGACGCUGGGCCUCCAGGCGCCUGUCACCAAGCGCGAACGCUCACCCUCGCCAUCAGACUGCAUGAGCCCUGACACCAUCAACCCACCACUGUCGCCCGCCGAUUCUAGUGAGUAUUCAUUUUCUAUGGCGUCAUCAGGCCGUGACUUCGAUCCACGGACGCGUGCUUUCUCCGACGAGGAGUUGAAGCCGCAGCCCAUGAUCAAGAAGUCCAGGAAACAGACAGGUCCGGGUAAUACCUGUGUCGCUGCGAGUGACCAGACCUAUUCUGUAACCUCAAGUGAAUUCAAGUUUGUGCCGGACGACCUGAAAGAUGACAAGUACUGGGCCCGCCGACGGAAGAACAACAUGGCCGCCAAGAGGUCACGUGACGCUCGCCGCAUGAAGGAGAACCAGAUCGCCCUGCGGGCUGGUUAUCUCGAGAAAGAGAACAUGGGUUUGCGGCAAGAAGUUGAGCUACUGAAGAAGGAAAAUCACAUCUUGCGCGAGAAACUGUCGAAAUACGCCGAUGUGUAGGUCGCCGCCUGCACAGCACAAACGCCACAUGACAUGUCGCGGGCUUCGUCGCGCGUCGCGCAGACUCGGGGCCGUACGCUCCACUAUAUACUUUAAAUGCUUUCAAAUAUUUGGUUUUAUGUACUUUACUGACUAAUUUUAUUGUUAGCUAUAUAUGGAACUUUUGCUGUGACAAUGGUCCGCCCUUUACCCCCGAAAACUCAUCCGAUUUCCACUCGUCUAAAGAAAUCGAUUUGCUUACAUCGUUCCCUACACCGGAAUACAUCUACGUCUGUUAAGAUAAUAAGUGUAUUAAAACCGUAUAUAAGUGUUUUAAAUGAUGUUAAUUAUAGAUAAAAUCAAUGUUAAAUGUCAACAGUGUUAUAAUAUAUGUCGUGGUUAAUUUGACUCGUUAGCGGAACGCUUCGGCGAAUCGAUGUUGUUACAAACUCUGUGUUUCUAUCCGUUUAUAAUAGUAGUAAUCGAUAUGCAGUUACCGUAAGUUAAUCUACCUAGUUUAAGUCAAUCUACCAAAGUUUCGCUCGAACUCUGAUCUAUCGUCGUCUCUAAUUCCUCAUUCGGACUCAGUUCGACACUAUACAGGGUUAGUCAACGACGUACGGACCAAAUUUUAUGGGAAAUCAUUAUUUAAAGAAGAAUGUUUGUGUGUCCUCGUCCCGAGUGUGCGUGGCGCCGCGCCCGCUGCCCGUCCGCCCCGCUCGCCCGCCCCGGGCGAGUCGGCCGCUCGGGCGAAUCGGCCGCCCGGGCGAGUCGGCGGGCGGGCGCGGGCGGUCGUCCGAGUUAUAUUGUUGAAUAUUUAAUAUUUAUACGUUGUAUCAGCACCGGUCGCGCGUGCCGCCCCCUGGUGCACCGCGCGCUAGUUUGCUCAAUCGGCUCGCGUACGCAUGCGCAAGUGUAGUGACUGCGUCUGUAUAUAGGUAGUUUUAAUAGGCUCGGGAGGGGCCCCGGAGCGCGGCCGCCGAUCACCGCCGACCCUCCGUCCCCACUCGGAUGAGUGCAGCGCCCGUCCGCGUCCGGGGCGCACGUCUCCCCCCGUAGACCGCUUCGUAGUGCGCUCCUCUGAGAUUAGCCUGCGCGCUGGCCCGGCCGCUCCGGCCUCGCGCGCGCCCUCUGUCGUUUCCGUAGUGAGCGAACGUUAGUUUUGGUUUAAAUUUUACUUAGAAAAUAGUUUAAGUAGUACGUAGAUUCCGUAGCGUAGUCGUUAUUAGUCUAUUUUUGUUAUGGCUGUAGUUGUUAACGUUUUUAAAAGUUUAUAUUAUUUUUUUUUAGUUAUAAAGAAUGUCGCGUUAACGCAUAGACCGCGUCUGUUCGGGUAGGAGCCGCGCACAGAGACGGACGCUGGGAGGGCGGCGCGCGCGCAGCUCGUCCCGCGCCCGUACGGCUCGCCCCGCUCCCGUGCGGCUCGUCCCGCGCCCGUGCGGCUCGUCCCGCCCUGAGGCCGCCGGGCUGCGCGCGCGCCGCGGCUCGCCCGCGCGGCCGCGUCCCUACGCACUGACUGUCUGGUUCAUCUCCUCUUUUGACUCGUGCUAAUGUUAUAAUAUAUUUUUGUAGGUUUUUGUCGUUGAUAAAUGAGUCAAUUGAAUGUUUAUUGAAUUGAAAAUAAAAAAAUUUAAUGUAUAUGAAGUAAGACUAAGAAGUUGUUGCAUUUGAAAGUAUUUUAUGGAUACAAAGCGAGAACAAUAAAAUGUUUUUUCUAUAAAGGUUUACAUGUGAGGGCUUCUGUAAAGAUGUUACGGUUCAACUUUUAAAUGCACUGUUUCAUAUCAAAUGAUAUUAUAUGUAACUUUAAUGUUAAUGGCCGCACAGGCGGCGUUUGAUAUUCCAUCUUGUUUGUUAAAAUGUAUACAUGGAACACAAUAUCAUAUAUAUGGUACUUAUACUGUUUACAUAAAUGUUUCAUCGAAAUUGUACUAAGCGUGUGUAUAACGUGUACGCUGUAAGAUGUAAGAUGUAUCGAGUGCCACCGCGCCGCGGGCCGCGGGCGCUCCGCCCUAUUUAUUUAUUUAUAAUUUACCUUUUGGAGACUUAUUUCGCCUUGGAUGUGGACUCGAGCACUGCAACAACGUAAACCAUAUGAUGUAAGAGUAGUAUUCCGUUUUGGUUUUUAUUUAUACGGUUCAGGAUUGAAGAAAUAAAAGUUAAUUGUUGUAAAUGUUUAUUUAUUUGCCCGGUGACGGGAGCGCCUUGGCACCUAGUGCCGCUGUUCUAGUUGCUCAUACGUCCUCGUACGCUGUUUUAUGUAAUAAAUCAUGGUAAAAGUACCUUGCACAAA
Messenger RNA from Aricia agestis (brown argus), 3287 nucleotides. It is a transcript of the gene Pdp1, whose product is annotated as hepatic leukemia factor-like. The record is from RefSeq and is a predicted model, not a curated record. Gene Ontology annotation, biological process: regulation of transcription by RNA polymerase II. The coding region runs from base 125 to 1015 and encodes 296 amino acids. Lineage: Eukaryota; Metazoa; Arthropoda; Insecta; Lepidoptera; Lycaenidae. Gene Ontology annotation, cellular component: nucleus. Gene Ontology annotation, molecular function: RNA polymerase II cis-regulatory region sequence-specific DNA binding; DNA-binding transcription factor activity, RNA polymerase II-specific. The transcript is spliced from 9 exons.